CUCCGCGGCGCUUUAAUAUGCUCCCUGCUGGGGGAACACAGACACCACCGGACCCGUCCCACAAUGACCACCGGCUUCAGCUCCGGUUCCUGCCGGUUCGCAGAUUACUUUGUGAUCUGCGGACUCGACACCUCCAGCGGGCUGGAACCCGACGAACUGUCCGCUUUAUGCCAGUAUAUAGAGGCUACUAAAUUCAGAGAUGGGGCCAGAGGAAAUUUGGCGGGGGCAGACGAAGGUGAGAAUUUUGAGCAGAGUCCACUGCGGAGAACUUUUAAAUCCAAAGUCCUAGCACAUUAUCCAGAGAACGUCGAGUGGAAUCCAUUUGACCAGGAUGCAGUUGGCAUGCUCUGUAUGCCGAAGGGUCUAGCGUUCAGGACGCAGGCUGAUUCCCGGGAGCCUCAGUUCCACUCCUACAUCAUCACCAGGGAGGACGGCUCACGGACUUAUGGCUUUGCCCUCACCUUCUUCGAGGAGGUCACCAGUAAGCAGAUCUGCAGUGCCAUGCAAACUCUUUACCACAUGCACAACGCAGAGCAGUAUGACAUCUUGCACACUCCCACCUCCCCGCCGGGCCCCGAGGACCAUCGACACCAACUCUCCCAGCAACGUCCGGUGCUCCACGCCGCGCCCGCCAUCUCUCGCCUGCAGCGCUUCAACUCCUAUGACAUCAGCCGUGACACGCUGUACGUGUCCAAGUGCAUCUGCCUAAUAACACCCAUGGCCUUCCCUCAGGCCUGCAGGAAGGUGCUGCUGCAGCUUCACCAGGCUGUGUCGUCCCCGCAGCCCCCACCGCUGCCGCUGGAGAGCUUCAUCUACAACAUCCUCUAUGAGGUGCCCCUGCCACCCUCUGGGCGCUCCCUCAAGUUCUCAGGUGUGUACGGGCCCGUGGUGUGCCAGAGGCCGAGCACGUCUGAGCUGCCGCUCUUUGACUUUUCCAUCGGUGAAAUGUUUAACCUGCUGGGGGUGGAGAACGUUCUUCAGCUGUUCACCUGUGCCCUGCUCGAGAUGCAGAUACUGCUCUACUCACAGCAUUACCAGAGGCUGAUGACAGUGGCAGAGAGCAUCACAGCCUUAAUGUUCCCCUUCCUGUGGCAGCAUGUGUACGUUCCCAUUCUGCCCGCCUCCCUCCUCCACUUCCUGGAUGCUCCGGUGCCGUAUCUCAUGGGCCUCCACUCCAACGGACAGGAUGACCGCACCAAGCUAGAGCUGCCACAGGAGGCUAACUUGUGUUUUGUGGACAUUGACAACCACUUCAUCGAACUGCCAGAAGAGUUGCCCCAGUUUCCCAACAAACUAGAGUUCAUUCAAGAGAUCUCAGAAGCACUCAUGUCCUUUGGCAUGUCUCCGGAGGGGAAUAUUCACUCCAGUGACAGCCAGGCCAAGUAUCGGAGCUUCCGAUCUGCUGACAUGGUCUCCGACAACCGCAACGGCAACCUGGCGUCUCCCCUCAACUCCUACCUGCUGAGGGAGAAUGAAACUAUCGCCCGACUGCAGGCUUUGGUCAAGAGGACGGGUGUCAGCCUGGAGAAGCUUGAGGUGAGAGAGGAUGCCAGCAGCAAUAAGGACAUGCGGGUCCAGUGUGAUGAAGAAGAGUUUAAGAUGCACCAGGUUAACAUCCAUGUGCGCGAGGUCUUCGCCAACCGAUUCACCCAGAUGUUUGCAGACUACGAGGUGUUUGUGAUCCAGCCGAGCCAGGACAAGGAGUCCUGGUUCACCAAUCGAGAGCAGAUGCAGAACUUUGACAAGGCCUCCUUCCUGUCUGACCAGCCAGAGCCCUACCUGCCCUUCCUGUCACGUUUCUUGGAGACGCAGAUGUUUGCCUCCUUCAUCGAUAGUAAGAUCCUCUGUCAUGAUGAUGAGGAGAAGGAGCACACGCUGAGGGUGUUUGACUCACGCGUGGAUAAGAUUCGCAUGCUGAACGUCCGCACGCCCACUCUGCGCACCUCGAUGUACCAGAAAUGCACAAACAUCGAAGAAGCAGAGAAAGCCAUUGAGAUGAGGGUCAUAAAGAUUGACCACACCGCCCUGCAUCCCCACCUGCUGGACAUGAAGAUCGGUCAGGGACGCUAUGAGCAUGGCUUCUUCCCCCGACUGCAGUCUGAUGUGCUCUCUACUGGGCCCACCAGCAACAAAUGGACCAAGAGGAGUGCUCCCGCCCAGUGGAGGAGGAGGGAUCGACAGAAGCAGCACGCUGAGCACCUUUAUUUAGACAACGACCAGAGAGAGAAGUACAUCCAGGAAGCCAGGAACCUAGGCACCACCAUCAGACAGCCCAAGCUGUCCAACCUGUCACCUUCUGUCAUCGCUCAGACCAACUGGAAAUUUGUUGAAGGACUGCUGAAGGAGUGCAGGAACAAGACCAAGCGUAUGCUGGUGGAGAAGAUGGGUCGGGAGGCCGUGGAGUUGGGUCACGGGGAGGUCAGCAUCACCGGUGUUGAAGAGAACACUCUUAUUGCGAGCCUCUGUGACCUCCUGGAGAGGAUCUGGAGCCACGGACUGCAGGUCAAACAGGGUAAAUCUGCCUUGUGGUCCCACCUGCUGCACUAUCAGGAGAGCAAAGAGAAGAAAAAUGCGACUCCAGGUUGUUUGGGACCUCCAGGUUUCAUUCAUGACACUGAAAGACGCAAAUCGGAUGGAGGUGGAUCAGCAAUGCCACCUAUGAAAAUCUCCCUGAUCCAGGACAUGAGACACAUUCAGAACAUCAGCGAGAUCAAGACCGAUGUGGGCAAAGCCAGAGCCUGGGUUCGCCUCUCUAUGGAGAAGAAGCUGCUCUCCAGACACCUGAAGCAGCUGCUUUCAGAGCAUGAGCUUACAAAAAAACUGUACAAGCGAUACGCCUUCCUCCGCUGUGAUGAUGAGAAGGAGCAGUUUCUCUACCACCUCCUGUCCUUUAACGCUGUGGAUUACUUCUGUUUCACCAACGUCUUUACGACCAUCAUGAUCCCCUACCACGUAGUGGUGGUUUCCAGUAAGAAGCUGGGUGGCUCCAUGUUCACAGCCAACCCUUGGGUGUGUGUUUCUGGUGAGCUGGCAGAGACCGGAGUCCUACAGGUCCCAAGAAAUACUCUGGAGAUCACUUUUGAGUGCCAGAACCUGGGAAAGCUCACCACAGUGCAGAUGGGUCACGAUAACACAGGUCUCUACGCAAAGUGGCUUGUGGAGUGUGUUGUGGUCCGAAACGAGAUCACUGGGCACACUUACAGGUUUCCGUGUGGCCGGUGGUUGGGGAAGGGCGUGGAUGACGGCAGUCUGGAGAGGAUCCUGGUGGGAGAGCUGAUGACCCCCAGCACAGAUAACGAUGAGAGGAUGUGCCGCACACCCCCGAUGCAGCAGUCCCCUGGGAUGAUGAGGAGGUUUGUUACCAUUUCGCCAAACAGCAGACCAAAGUUAAACACAGGUCAGAUCCAGGAGGGAGUGGGAGAGGCCAUCAACGGGAUCGUGAAGCACUUCCACAAGCCAGAGAAGGAGAGAGGCAGUCUGACCCUCCUCCUUUGUGGGGAGUACGGCCUCGUCUGGGCUCUGGAGCAGGUUUUCCUGCAUGGUUUCAAAUCACCCCGACUCUUUAAGAAUGUCUUCAUCUGGGACUUCUUGGAGAAGUCACAGGUAUACUUUGAAAGUGCAGAGCAGCGGGAGGUGACUCCAGAUGAAAACUGGCAAACCAGAGUACGCCACUUCUGCCGCUUCAUGCGCGCCAUCAACAACACGUCCAGAAACAUCGGCAAGGACGGGAAGUUCCAGAUGCUCGUCUGUCUUGGUGCAAGGGACCAUUUGCUGCAUCACUGGAUCGCUCUGCUCGCAGAUUGUCCGAUCACCACUCAGAUGUACGAAGACGUUGCACUGAUGAAGGACCGAUCUUUGGUAAACUCUCUAAUCAGAGUGCUACAGACUCUGCAGGAGUUCAACAUCACCCUGGAGGCUUCGCUUGUCAAAGGUGUUGGUAUCUGAAACGAAACCAGCUUCCCACCAGUUGUACGUGACCUGGACGGUUUUCAGUGGGGACCACUAAAAAGAAUAACUAAACCUUUUAUAUGCAGGAAAAGACUUGAACAAAGGACAUUUUCUGGCUUAUAUUACAGCUACUGUUACAUUUGCCAUAUAUUAAGUGCAAUGAGCCUUUCAAAAUAUGUUGUUAUUUUUAUCCUCAAUGAUGUUGCCAUUAGAUGUUAAAAAUAUGUUUUCUAUUAUGAACCAUCAUUUUCACAUUAUUGACCAUGACCUACUUGUGCUAUAAUGUUUUAUUGAAAGCUAAAUAUUUUCAUUGUUCUCGUGAACUGCUGACAAUGGCUAUAUUUAAGGGAGAGCGAGGAUCAAAACUGUUAAUAUAUUUUCAGAGAAAAACAGUAUUAUUUUGUUAAAUCAGUCAAGUUGCUUGCUCUGCUGUCAACUCAGAUUCCAAUGUCAUUACGCAGAGCUUAAAGCAAAUGAUGUAGAGUUAUGCCUUAUAAGUACGUGUAUGACAAGGGGUUUGUGGUUCGAAGAAUGAUUCAUAUACAUCAACAUAAAACGGCUGUUACAUUUGGGUCUUUCCCUGAGAAAUGCUCUAGUGUGCAGAUAUUUUAAAUGGAACAACCUCAGCAGAGAACAUGACGUUUUGCAUGUUAAUAAGACUGUGUGGCUUAACCCUAUAUUCAGUGAUGGACGGUCUUUGGCUUGUGUUCUAGACACAAGUCUUCCAAGAGAUGCUUGAUCCAGCUUUUCUGUGCAAAGUGGAUCCCAAUUGAAAGCCUUCAUGUAAAUACCUCCAACCGGCCCCUUUCCCCUCCCAUGAUCCCAGCCCUUACACUACAUCCCUCUUCUCUGAAUAAAUACAGUGUGAUGAUCUGUGUUGACUCCUCGUGAUGAAGGAUGAUCUCCUGCUUCCCAUGUGAGGAACAAAAAGGACAGCUCUUUCCUGCUGCUGAUUUUGUCAUCAUGGUUUCUUGCUAUGCAAUAUCCACAACAGAAAAUUCAACCCAUUACAAACAUGUGGUGUUCUUGAGGUGUUACCGGGCCCUACUCUGUUACGUACUUUGAACUUUAGUGUGCAGAACAAGAGAUAUAAUAUGUGAAGGACUUAUUUUCUGUGCCAACAACGUCUGGAAUGACUGUGUUGUACUCGUCUGUGUACGACCCACACAUGAGCAUCUUGGGAGAUAUAUAUUUUUGUUUUCCAAUACUGUUGUACAUUUAUUGACAUAGCUGUGUAAUGUAGUGUUUACUAAGUGAGCAGCAGUGUACAGUGUAAAAACUAUAAAGAAUAAAGCAUCUGUAAUGCGUUAAAGUGAAUUUAAUUGUAUUAAGGGUCGACCAGUUUUUCAUUAAUAGAUUCAUAUUAACUGCUAUAUGUGCUUUCUCAGCUGAGAAAAUGUUGUAUACAAAUUCACUGGUUUCAACUUCUUAAAUUUUAAUAUUUAUUGUUUUAUUAGUCUUCAAUUAUAGUCACUCAAAAGACUGUUGGUCAGACAAAACAAGCAAUUUGAAUUUGUGAAUGGCAUUGGGAAAUUGUGAUUAAAAUAAUAUGCUGAUUAAUAAAAAGUGAAAAUAUUUUUUAGUUUAAGCCCUAAAUCUUAUCUCAACUGUUCUGGGAAAUGUUUUUCUUGAUUUGUAAAAAACUAAAUAUCCCAUAAUAUUAAAAAAGUGCAACCGACUUCCCCAUCUAAUGAUAGUCUCUUUUGUGUCAAAUAA
This is a messenger RNA of Anoplopoma fimbria (sablefish), 5664 nucleotides long. It is a transcript of the gene dennd5a, whose product is annotated as DENN/MADD domain containing 5A. The record is from RefSeq and is a predicted model, not a curated record. Bases 64 to 3945 code for a protein of 1293 amino acids. The transcript is spliced from 23 exons. NCBI's taxonomy places the organism in Eukaryota, Metazoa, Chordata, Actinopteri, Perciformes, Anoplopomatidae. Gene Ontology annotation, molecular function: guanyl-nucleotide exchange factor activity; small GTPase binding.